CAGACUGAGGGUGCAUCUUACCGGUGGGGACACGCUGAUGUGUGUUUUGCUGUAACGACGUAUUUUAUAUUAGCCUGUUAAAUAGACGAUCAUAUACAGAUGUAACGUCAGCUAACGGCAUUUAUAAAUGAAAAUUACAGCAGAGCUCAAUUAAUUAAGUCUUUCCUGUCUUCUUUGAAGAUCUAUACCUAGUCUCCCGUUAUGGGAGAGACGCGGAGGUCAAGCGGGCGGGCUGUCAACAAUGUUCGACUGAAACCUUGCUGGUGUGGCUGUUCUAAUGUUUGACAAGCUAGCGCGCUAGUUCUGCGCAACACAUCAUUGAAACAUGCCAGGGAAAUUGAAAGCCAAAAUUGUGGCUGGCCGCCACUUGCCUGUAAUGGACAGAGCCAGUGACCUGACAGAUGCUUUUGUAGAGGUCAAGUUUGGAAACACAACAUUUAAAACGGAUGUCUACCACAAAUCACUCAACCCACAAUGGAACUCAGAAUGGUUCAAAUUUGAGGUUGACGACGAAGACUUGCAGGACGAGCCCUUGCAAAUCACGGUGUUGGACCACGACACGUACAGUGCCAACGAUGCCAUAGGGAAGGUUUACAUUGACAUCGACCCUCUGCUGUGCAGCGAAGCUGCCACUGUCAUCUCUGGCUGGUUCCCCAUCUACGACACCAUACACGGUAUCCGAGGGGAGAUCAAUGUCCUGGUGAAGGUCGACCUCUUCAACGAUCUCAACCGCUUCCGACAGUCCUCCUGUGGCGUGAAGUUCUUCUGCACUACGUCCAUACCGCGCUGCUACCGGGCGGCGCUGGUCCAUGGCUUUGUGGAGGAGCUGGUCGUGAACGAGGACCCAGAGUACCAGUGGAUCGACCGCAUCCGAACCCCGCGCGCCUCCAACGAGGCCCGGCAGAGACUCAUCUCCCUCAUGUCCGGCGAGUUGCAGAGGAAGAUAGGUCUAAAGGUGUUGGAGAUGGGUGGGAACGCGGUGGUGGGUUACCUCCAGUGUUUCGACCUGGAGGGCGAGUCGGGCCUGGUGGUCCGAGCCAUUGGGACUGCCUGCACGCUGGACAAACUCAGCUCUGGGACGUCAUCCAACACUAACACACACACACACCCAAACACAGCACCGGCGUCCAACGCCUGCAACUCUCCGUCCAAAGACAGCAAAGAGGCCGUGUUCAGUGAGGACCCCCCCUCCUCCUCUGCCCCCCCCACCCCUCUCAAAGUCCUCCCCUCCUCCUCUCCUCCACCCAUCUCUCCCUCCAAGCCAUGCAGCCGCCAGUCCUCCUCCUCAGACACUGACCUCAGUCUGACGCCCAAGACUGUGAGGACUCGGCCGGGGAUAUUCCUCAGUCCCAGCUCCCCGUCCCUCUCCUCUGAGUCUCUCCCCCUGCCUCUUAUUGGGCCAAUCGCCCACGGCCUCCGGCCUGUUUCUAGGGCCUCCACUCCGCCCCCCCUCUUCACCGUCCAAUCAGACUCAGCCGUGAUGAGAAAGUGCGUGUCGUUCAAUGAGGAUCUGCUGCUGGCGGCCUCCGGAAUGGGGAGUGGGGGCAGUGCUGGGAAGGAGGCGGGGCCCCUGAAGACUCUGUUGAGGCAGCAGACGCAGACGGCUCUGGAGCAAAGGGAGUUCCCCUUCUUCACUCUGACCUGUUUCCCCCCCGGCUUCCUGAUCCACGCGGGGGGCGUGGUCAGCGCGCGCUCCGUCAAGCUGCUCGAUCGCAUCCACAACCCAGAUGAGCCAGAGACUCGUGAUGCGUGGUGGGAGGAGAUUCGCCAGGAGAUCAAGUCCCAUGCCAAAGCCCUGGGCUGCCAUGCUGUUGUGGGAUACAGCGAGAGCACCAGCAUCUGCGAGGAAGUCUGCAUUCUCUCAGCAUCGGGUACAGCCGCCAUCUUGAAUCCACGGUUCAUGCGUGAGGGCUGUCUGGACGUCGGUGGAAGCGACCACAGGUUGUCACGGCAACCCGCCCCUGUCAUGGGGGGGUCGGACAGGGUCGAGGGGGAAUUUAGCUCAGCCUGGCUGGGGUUUGAGGAUUCAUCCCCCACUAGCUGUGGCUUCUGUCAUAUCCCCUAUGAUGAAUUCAACAUGCCCUUCCCCGCCCAGCUCACCUACUGUUACCAAUGUCGACGGCAGAAGGUUCCAGACGUGCUCUUCACAACCAUCGACCUGCCAACGGAGGCUGUUGUCAACGGGAAAGGCUGCCUCAUACAGGCUAGGCUGUGCCGUCUGAAGAAGAAGGCCCAGGGGGAGGUGAACGCCACGGCCAUCUCCAACCUGCUGCCCUUCAUGGAGUACGAGCUGCACACGCAGCUCAUGAACAAACUCAAGCUGCGCUGCAUGAACGCUCUGUUCGGCCUGCGCAUCCAGAUCAGCGUGGGAGAGAACAUGCUGCUAGGCCUGGCCUCUGCCACGGGUGUGUACCUGACGGCCCUCCCCGCUCCGGGGGGGAUCCAGAUAGCGGGCAAGGCCCCCGGGGACCUGAGCUACGAGCAGCACAUCGCCACCAUCCAGAAGCGCAUCAACGACACCAUCGCCAAGAACAAGGAGCUCUACCACAUCCACCCACCGGAAGUGACAGAGGAGGUGGUGGGUUCUCCAAUCCCGGAGCCCAGACAGAGGUCCCGCCUGUUCCGCUCGCAGUCCGAGAGCUCUGACGAUCUCUCUGAACUGGACCUGUCCCACGGCAAGAAGGAUGCCUUCGUGCUGGAGAUUGACGACACUGACGCAGUGGAGGACAUCCACUCCCUCCUCACUGACGCAGCCACACCCACAGGUUUCUACAGCUGUAACACUGAGAUCAUGCCUGGGAUUCAAAACUGGACUGGCAGUCUACAGAUGUUUACGUCCGUGCGGGUCUUUAGGUUAAGCAAUGCCAAUUUGACCAACCAGGGCCUGAAUAAGACCUUUGUUGACCUGUGUGAGAACCUGCUAAAGAGUCUGUACUUCAAGCUGCGCUCCAUGGUGCCCUGCUGUCUGUGCCAUCUGAACUUCACUGUGGCUGUGCCAGAGGAGGAUCUCAUACAGGUCGCGGUGACGGCGGUAGCGAUGAGUUUUGAUAAGGACCAGACUCAGGAGAGACCAGGAUUGGCUAUCACCAAGGGGAGCGGGGAGACCGAAGAGCAGCUGCAGUUCUCCUUGGAGUUGUGCGCCGAGUCAUCAGCCAGCAACCAGCCUCCAGGCAGAACCUCAGGUGUCACGGACAGCGGCAACGCCCACCCGUCGUCCAGAGCUCCCUCCGUUGAUUACGGUUCCUUUGCAGACAGAUGCAGCACCUGGCUAGAGCUGCUUAGGCUGAAAGCUCACACCAUAAGACGAGGAUCAGUUAAGACAAUCUCGUCAUCAGAGCGCUGCAGUCCUCUACCAGAGGGGCGAUCCCGCUCGCUGCGCUCCACGCGCUCAUUCGGAGGCGGAUCGGUAACCGUGGUGAAGAUGACGCCGCUGUCUUUCAUUCCGGGGACCCGCGUCGUGAAAUACCUUGGAAUCAUCAACAUGUUCUUCAUCAGAGAGACCACAUCACUGCGGGAGGAGGGUGGCGUGAGCGGGUUCCUGCACUCGUUUAUUGCUGAAGUGUUUGCGAUGGUCCGGGCCCACGUAGCAGCACUGGGGGGCAAUGCAGUGGUCUCCUACAGCAUGAAGGAGUGCGUGUUCAUGGAGAACCCCAAUAAGAACCAGGCUCAGUGUCUCAUCAAUGUGAGCGGCGACGCCGUCAUCUUCGCCCGAGACUCCGACCUGGAGGCCACGCCCCCUUUGAUGAGCUGUGGACAGGUCUGCAGCAGUGGGACAGACGGGACCACAUGAGACGUCUCACACACACACACACACACACUCUCACUGUUCAUAUAAUGUAGACAAUGUACAAUUUACAUUGUAAGACAUACACAAUUGAGUCGGUCCAUCCAAAUAAGUGUGAUUGAUGGUUGCCUUAAACACAACUUCCAAAGAAAGAUUAGAACCACAAAUGUCCACCAUGAAAACAUCACAGAUGCGCGCACACACACACACACACACACACAGGAUAUGAGGUCAUCCAGAGUGGGGAUUUUAUGCACAGUGAAAGUGUUUUGUACUGGAGCUAAUGUUGGCGCCUUUGGAAUUCUGUUGUAUUUUAAGAGCCUACUAAUGCUUUUAAGUUGAAUCUACAAUAGCCAAACACUAUGUAACUAAAUAUACUCCUCUCUUUACCUUCCUGACCCGUCCAUAAAGGUCUCACUGAAAGUAUUAUGGAGACUUUUUGCCAUCUUGUCUGUCUGUUAACUGUAAUGUCCACCUUCAUUCCACUGGUAAGGCAUUAGGCAGCUACAAACAAUUGUUUCUCCAUCCUUAAGCCUCAAAAGUCAGCAUUCAGCUAUGGUAAAAGGGACAGCUGGGGUCAUACCAUCCAUUAACCGUAAGUUGUAGAAUGGCAUUUAGGUUUCAAAUCACCCUGAUGUAGUCAUUUUUGAAGUGGCCAGAUUUGGACCCUUGCCAGUCUGCUGAGUGUAUUGUGCUUGUCUUGCGAUGACACGAGCGACCAAGUACCUGCUCAGUUGUGUGAGAAGAACUCAAGUUAGGGCUGACUAGAAGUUUCAGGACAAACGUUUUUUGGGGGGGGGGGGGGCUGUCUGUAAAGAUGAGGACUAAUCUCUAUCCACUGUGGCGUCAUGGAGCUAACACAUUGGAAUGGGAGUCGAUGUCCGUAGAAGUUGAAUAAAUUCAA
Messenger RNA from Hypomesus transpacificus, 4688 nucleotides. It is a transcript of the gene c2cd5, whose product is annotated as C2 calcium dependent domain containing 5. Gene Ontology annotation, biological process: positive regulation of vesicle fusion; positive regulation of D-glucose transmembrane transport; protein localization to plasma membrane. Gene Ontology annotation, cellular component: plasma membrane. Gene Ontology annotation, molecular function: calcium-dependent phospholipid binding; calcium ion binding. The record is from RefSeq and is a predicted model, not a curated record. NCBI's taxonomy places the organism in Eukaryota, Metazoa, Chordata, Actinopteri, Osmeriformes, Osmeridae.